AUGGUCUGGGUGAACGAAUUCGAUGCCUUUACUGAUGUCGCUACUAGAGCCACGUUGCAACCGCUUUCCGGCAAGCUCUACACACACUUCAAUACCAAGAUUGUGUUCCUCACAUUCGUAUCUUUGUUCGAACUCGGUUCCCUACUUUGCGGCGUCGCCAGCUCAUCGGCCGUCCUCAUCGCAGGAAGAGUGGUUGCCGGCUUAGGAGCGUCUGGCAUCGUGAACGGUGCCAUGACGAUCUUAGCAGGGGCUGUGCCUAUGGAGAAAAGUCCAGUGUACACCGGUGUAGUACUUGGGACUGCGCAAAUGGGCAUUGUCGCAGGGCCACUCAUCGGAGGUGCUCUGACUGAGCAUGCAGUCUGGCGUUGGUGCUUUUACAUGAACCUACCCAUCGGUGGAGUGGCUGCCGCCCUCAUCGCUUUCGUUCCCAUUCCCGAGCGCACGACGAAGCCGCGAGUUACUCUGUCCCUCGUCCACAAAAUCAUACCCGACCUCGAUCUGCUCGGCUUUGCUCUCUUCGUCCCUCCGUCCGUUAUGCUGCUCCUCGCCCUCCAGCUAGGCAGUGGUGGCAAGUACGCCUGGAGCUCCUCUGUCGUCAUCGGACUACUCUGUGGUGCUGCAACAUGCGCCGUCCUCUUCAUAUUUUGGGAGAGAAGAAUGGGCGACCAAGCCAUGCUUCCAGCGAGUGUUUGGAUGCCGACGUACUUCCAGGCCGUGAAGGGCGAUGGGCCGACGGACAGUGGUGUACACGUACUGCCGAGUAUAUUGAGCCAACUUCUCGUUGUUAUCGCAACAGGUGCUGCCGUAUCCCGCAUGGGCUACUAUCUUCCCUGGGCGCUCGUCGGUGGUAUCGUAACCGCAAUCGGCAACGGUCUUGUAUCAACGUUCACAGCAUCUACGAGAGCCUCGGUCUGGAUCGGCUACCAGAUUUUGUUGGGCGCUGGCCGAGGAUGUGGUAUGCAGAUAGCCAUCAUUGCAGUGCAGAACGCCGUAUCCCCGGCCCAAUACCCAGUCGCGUUAGCCAGUGUCGUCUUUUUCCAGAACCUCAGUACGUCGAUCGCUGUCGUCAUCGCGAACACGAUAUUUGCGCAGACACUCCGCUCAGCCAUCACACGCUACGCGCCCACAAUAUCUCCCCAGGCGGCGAUUGAUGCUGGAUCUAGUGCCAGUGCUGUGCGAGCCCUCGUCCCGCUUGGAGAACUAGAUGGCGUGCUGAGAGCGUACUCGGACGGUCUGCGCGAUGUCUUUUACUUCUUGGUAGGCAUAGCAUGUCUGGCUACCCUUGCCAGCUUGGGUAUAGGCUGGAAGGAUAUCCGGAACAAGCGCAGCAAAACGGACAUGAAUGUUGAAAUGGAUGAGAGAUGUGAGACCAUGGACAAGUAG
Alternaria novae-zelandiae is the source of this 1383-nucleotide messenger RNA. RefSeq lists its product as uncharacterized. The record is from RefSeq and is a predicted model, not a curated record. Gene Ontology annotation, molecular function: transmembrane transporter activity. The transcript has 8 exons. Bases 1 to 1383 code for a protein of 460 amino acids. Gene Ontology annotation, biological process: transmembrane transport. Lineage: Eukaryota; Fungi; Ascomycota; Dothideomycetes; Pleosporales; Pleosporaceae.